This is a messenger RNA of Aphanomyces invadans, 696 nucleotides long. RefSeq lists its product as hypothetical. The coding region runs from base 1 to 696 and encodes 231 amino acids. The transcript has 2 exons. NCBI's taxonomy places the organism in Eukaryota, Oomycota, Saprolegniomycetes, Saprolegniales, Verrucalvaceae. The record is from RefSeq and is a predicted model, not a curated record. Gene Ontology annotation, molecular function: hydrolase activity.
AUGCGGGUGGUGUGCAUCUCGGACACCCACGGCAAACAUGACCUCGUGGACGUACCGCCUGGAGAUAUCCUCAUCCACGCCGGAGACUUCUCCAUCAUUGGCACGCACAACCAGCUCCGGCGAUUUGGCGUGUGGCUCUCGGCGCUGCCGCAUGCACACAAGAUCGUUGUCGCCGGCAACCACGAGUACUCGCUGGACGCGGCAUGGUACGUCAAAGGAGGCGGACGCAAGCGGCACAAGGCAUUCCAAGACCCGGCGAUUUCCAAACAAAUUCUGUCAAACGUGUGCAUUUACCUCGAGAACGAAGCCGUGGACGUCCUUGGCGUGCGCAUCUACGGAUCUCCGAAUUCCCCCGUCAUUCCUGGGCACACCAUGGCGUUCAACUUGAUGCCUGGCACCGCAUCGAGUUCGCAUUGGAAAGCUGUUCCAGACAACGUUGACAUCCUCAUCACACACACCCCUCCGCAUGGCAUCCUUGACAAGAACUUUCGAGGUCAAACUUGUGGUGACGAAGCGCUGGCCGCCGAGGUGUUGACUCGCAUUCGGCCGCAGCUUCACGUCUUUGGCCACAUUCAUGAAGGAUACGGCACUGUCCUGAUCAACGAGACGACUUACGUCAAUGCUUCCUCGUGCAACCUCCGGCACCAGCCCGAGAACCCUCCCAUCGUGUUCGACAUCGGCUCGCCGGCGCAAUGA